Messenger RNA from Nicrophorus vespilloides, 1177 nucleotides. RefSeq names its product putative odorant receptor 85d. The coding region runs from base 70 to 1083 and encodes 337 amino acids. Gene Ontology annotation, cellular component: plasma membrane. Gene Ontology annotation, biological process: sensory perception of smell; detection of chemical stimulus involved in sensory perception of smell. NCBI's taxonomy places the organism in Eukaryota, Metazoa, Arthropoda, Insecta, Coleoptera, Silphidae. The record is from RefSeq and is a predicted model, not a curated record. The transcript has 5 exons. Gene Ontology annotation, molecular function: olfactory receptor activity; odorant binding.
UGUUAUUCGCAUUUAAUUUACUCUUUGAUGAGUAAGUUAUUUAUUUAGUUUUACAUAGAAACUUGAUUAAUGAUUGCAGGUAAUAAACCAUAUUUGCUUACGGAUAUCAUAGACGACAUCGCAACUUCUUCGGCCGGAUUCGGAUUGUUUUGGUCAGCGCUCGCCUUCAUGUCGAAAUCUCAAAGAGUCGAUGGUUUCGUGGACAUGUUGAAGGACACGAAAUUUGGGAAACCGCCGAGGUUCGACAAGAUGAACAAAUUGAUGAAUCUGGUGGGCUUGGGACUCGGUGCUUAUUCCUUCUUCGGCGUUAUUUUCCUAUCGGCCAUCAACCUGUUCUAUCCGGGGACUUGCGAACACGAAAAGAUCAAAUACAACGUCGAAAAGACUUGCGGAUUUCUGACUCUGUUCCGGUUUCCCAUCGAUGUGGACAAAUCUCCGAUCAAGGAGAUUUACUGGUUGAUUCUGACGUCCAGUUGUACGAUGCUCACCGGUUCCUCAUCACUCAUAAUGGGCUUCAUCGUCAGCCUCAACGAGAUGAGGAUCGUCAAGAUUCAGCAUCUCAAAGACAAGUUUCGCGAGACGUUCAAAAUCGCUGACUUCGAUCAACGAAAAAAGCAUUUCCACGAAUGCAUCGCCUACCACACGCAUAUCCUAAGUCUUAAUGAUGAAUUCAACGACAUCUUCGGACAGGUUUUUCUGAUGUACAUCACCUUUGGCUCCGCCAUCAUGAGUUUGGUCGGUUUCCAAUGCACCAUAGAUACCCAAUUAAAGACGACGAUCCAUUUCAUCGGAUGGUUUAACAUCAUGCUGACUACUUGCUACACAGGACAACGAUUAUUGAACGAGAGCAACUCUUUGAUAGAGAUUUAUUCGAUGGAAUGGUACCUCGGUGACUUGUCCAUGCAGAAGGAUGUUUGCUUCGUCCUGCGGCGUUCCCACAUCAUCAUGAAUUUGAGCGCGAUGGGCUUCAGCGAUUUAUCUUUAGCCAAAUUUAGCGCAAUCAUGCAGAACAUCUACCAAAUUGUAACUCUGCUCAGGCAAACAUCCAACGCGGAAAACGUGCUCAAAAACGCAGGAAAUUAAGCACUUUUAGAUGAAAAUUUGCAAUUUUCAUUCACUUCAACAAAACAUCUACAUACUCGAUGACGUUCACAUGAUAGCGGAUGCAAUAGUUGAG